This is a messenger RNA of Cyprinus carpio (common carp), 2844 nucleotides long. Its product is annotated as ras homolog family member F. Gene Ontology annotation, molecular function: GTP binding; GTPase activity. NCBI's taxonomy places the organism in Eukaryota, Metazoa, Chordata, Actinopteri, Cypriniformes, Cyprinidae. Gene Ontology annotation, biological process: cell migration; small GTPase-mediated signal transduction. The record is from RefSeq and is a predicted model, not a curated record.
UCUUAGUAAUACAAAUAAUAUUUUUUUUAGUUAUGUAUAUUAGUAACAAAGUCACAAUCUUAUAUAAUACACUUAAUUUUCAACAAUUUGCUAAUAUAAUCACUACAAUGAUGUUUUGUGUAAUAUCAUCCUAAGCACACCAUUCAGAGCAACAUCCUGUCCUUCUGUAGACGGGAGAAUGUGAGAAAUGUGAGAAGAUUUUCAAAGGACUGUCUCAAUUAACAUGUAUUUAGGAAGUAAAGUGUCCUGACCGGCUGGAGGGAGUGCCUUCAUGUACCCCGCCUAGUGAUGGUGCAGACAGACCACGUGUAGACAGGCACAGGAAAGAGUCACACAUGUUUAACAGCUUCAGUUACAGUAACACGCUCUGAUCUGCUGGGUUCUUGAGAACACAGUCACAUGGUUUGAAAAGAAAAAAGGCAAGAGGAGGAGGAGGUUGAGACCGGAUAGCAGCAUGCUUACCUGGCAAAGUGUUAGUCUCACGUUAGACUCACCAAUGAAUUUACCUGACACUUCUGUGCACUUGCGCACCUGUUGGAGGAACUGAAAGGACAUGACACAGAACGGCACUGUAGCCGGCAAUGGCACUCAAACUGAUUCUCUCAAAAUUGUGAUCGUCGGAGACGGAGGUUGUGGGAAAACAUCUCUGCUUAUGGUGUACGCCAAAGGAGAUUUCCCAGAGAAAUAUGCUCCGUCUGUGUUCGACAAAUAUGUCACCACUGUAUCCUAUGGAGGGAAAGACAUUCAGCUGAAUUUGUACGAUACGGCAGGCCAGGAGGACUAUGAUCGCUUGAGGCCUCUGUCGUAUCAAGAAGUAAACCUUGUUGUCAUCUGCUACGAUGUGACCAAUCCGACGUCGUUCGACAAUGUCACGAUAAAGUGGUACCCAGAGGUCCGUCAUUUCUGCCGUGACGUCCCCAUUAUCUUAAUAGGGUGCAAGACAGACCUGCGAAAGGACAAAGAGAAGAUGAGGAAGCUCAGAGCUUUAGAUCUGGCGCCCAUCACCUACCUCCAGGGUGAACAGAUCCAGAAGCAAAUGAACCUCGAGAUAUACCUGGAGUGUUCGGCUAAAUAUAGAGAAAACGUAGAGGACAUUUUCAGAGAGGCAACCAAGCGAGCGCUAGCGGCCAGAGCUAAAGCAAGACAUCAUCACAAGAAGAAGAAACGCUGCACCAUUCUGUGACCGCUGCCAGAAGAACACACUUGUUCAAGUUUUGUAUAUAUGAACUCGGAUAUUCUGUUAACAUCCGCAAAGCUUCUCACAAUUGUUUAAGUUUUCUCAAAGGAAUAUUUUUCAGGACAUGUGGCAUGCGUAUUCUCACAAUCUGUCCACCAAGCAAGGCUUAACUGUUUGACAGAAGUCACCAGGGUGUGUGUGAUAAGUCUGUAAUGGGCCACGCCACAUCCUUCUGCUGGAGUUACUGAUAUGACUUAAUGGAAUUUGGUCUGCCAUGAUUGUGGAUCCAAUAGGAGAUGGAAAAACUGCUGCUGAUGUCUCAGGGAUGACUAUACAUAUAUCACAUGGUCACAUUUUUUAAAUUUGGUUACAAUCUGUGUUGUUUAUAAUGGUAACGCACAACUAUCUGAGAUACCUGCCACUUACACUGGGUGUAACAUGUUUCUGUUGUGCAAUGCAUGGUACUGACUUACACAAUAGUUGCAGUUGCAGAGUCUAUAAAGCUUUCUGAAAAAAAAAGAAAAAAAAAUUGGGCUAUGGUGUACAAAAAAAUCCUGGAGAUUUCUAUGUGUAGACCACCACCAUUUACAACAUUUUAACUGGAAUUUCACUUUUGUUUCUUUCAGUACUGGGAUUGUAUCUCUUUUAAUUUUUUCAGAUUUAAUUUUGCAUGACUCAGUUUUCAGAUAUUAGGCACACAUAUGAGUGAGAAUCUCUGAUUCUUUGCAAAACAAACUUGGUCAGAAUACAAUAGUGAUCUUGUGGUUAGAGCAAAAACUCCUGUUUUGCAGGAUGCGACUGCGGUAACGGAAGCUGUCACGGCUACGAAGCCAAGAAUGAAAUGUUACUUAUAAAUAUAUAAUUUAUUGUUUUAUAUAUUGUAUUCCAUGAAGAAGAAGAAAAAAGCAUUGAGAAAAUCGCCUUUAAAAUGGUCCAAAUGAAGUUCUUAGCAAUGCAUAAGCCUAUUACUAAUCAAGAAUUAAGUUUUGAUGUAUUUACGGUAGGAAAUUUACUAAAUAUCUUCAUGGAACAAGAACUUAGCUACUUAACAUCCUAAUGACUUUUGGCAUAAAAGAAAAAUCUAUCAUUUUGACCCAUACAAUGUAUUGUUGGCUAUUGGUACAAAUAUACCCCUGCUACUUAUGACUGCUUUUGUGCUCCAGGUCACAUUUCAGUCAGGUAGCAGGAACAUACUAUGUUCUAAUAAUAAGGUGGUACAUUUAAUUUGAUUGUGAUUUUCUAAUUAAACGAGUAAUUAAAAAAAAUAAAUUUUGCUUAUAGUAUCUUUUUUUUUACCUCCAAUGUAGAAGCACAUGCUUCACUCUUGCGCCCUCUGGUGGUGAAGGCCUAAGUAAUACACAAGGCCACACAGCUUGAGUCAGAUUGAAUUUAUUUGCUCUAUACUAGCAACAGAAGGUGAAUAGAAAUCCAGCUUAAUAUCUAAUCGGCCCUUUUGAAACCUCCUCUUCCUCCAGUCCGAAGGCUUAUUUUACGUUUAAGCAAAAAGUGCAGUUAUUUCAUUCAACACAAAACACUGAUGAAAUCACAUUGUGAAUUGUGACAACUGUAACGCAUGAUUUAUGCAGUAGUUAAUUGUGCAAUAAAGCAUUUCCCAACAUGAGAAAUCCUUUUAAUUACAGCUUUUUGCUUCAAGUACAGUUCACUGA